Messenger RNA from Capsella rubella, 1491 nucleotides. RefSeq names its product UDP-glycosyltransferase 73C4. Gene Ontology annotation, molecular function: UDP-glycosyltransferase activity. The transcript has a single exon. NCBI's taxonomy places the organism in Eukaryota, Viridiplantae, Streptophyta, Magnoliopsida, Brassicales, Brassicaceae. The coding region runs from base 1 to 1491 and encodes 496 amino acids. The record is from RefSeq and is a predicted model, not a curated record.
AUGGCUUCUGAAACUAGUCACCACUCAAAUUCUCAACUUCACUUUGUUCUCUUCCCAUUCAUGGCUCAAGGCCAUAUGAUUCCCAUGGUUGAUAUCGCAAGGCUUUUGGCUCAGCGCGGUGUGACCAUAACAAUUGUCACGACGCCUCACAACGCAGCGAGGUUCAAGAAUGUCCUAGGCCGUGCCAUCGAGUCUGGCUUGCCCAUCAACAUAGUGCAUGUGAAGUUUCCAUAUCAAGAAGCUGGUUUGCGAGAAGGGCAAGAGAAUGUAGAUUUGCUUGAAUCGAUGGGGUCAAUGUUACAAUUCCUUAAAGCGGUUAACAUGCUUGAAGAACCGGUCAUGAAGCUGAUGGAAGAGAUGGAACCAAGACCAAACUGUCUGAUUUCUGAUAUGUGUCUCCCUUAUACAAGCAAAGUCGCCAACAAGUUCAAGAUACCAAAGAUCGUUUUCCAUGGCAUGUCAUGUUUUCAUCUUCUGUGUAUGCUACUUCUACGCAGAAACCGCGAGAUCUUUGACACUAUAAAGUCAGACAAAGAGUAUUUCCUCAUCCCUUAUUUCCCUGAUAGAAUUGAAUUUAAGGAAUUUCAAGUUCAUCUCGUAACAGAUGCUGACGGAGAUUGGAAAGAUUUCAUGGACGACUUGGUAGAUGCUGAUAACAAAUCAUAUGGUGUGAUCGUCAACACAUUUCAGGAGUUGGAGCCUGCUUAUGUCAAAGACUACAAAGAGGCAAGGGCUGGAAAAGUAUGGUCCAUUGGACCCGUUUCCUUGUGUAACAAGACAGGAACAGACAAAGCAGAGAGGGGAAACAAGGCGACCAUUGACCAAGGUGAGUAUCUUAAAUGGCUUGAUUCUAAAGAAGAAGGUUCAGUUCUCUAUGUUUGCCUAGGAAGUAUCUGCAACCUUCCUCUGGCUCAGCUCAAGGAGCUCGGGCUAGGCCUCGAGGAAUCCCAAAGACAUUUUAUUUGGGUCAUAAGAAGCUGGCAGAAGUACAACGAAAUAGUUGAGUGGAUAACACAGAGCGGUUUCGAGGAAAGAAUCAAAGAUAGAGGCAUUCUCAUCAAAGGAUGGUCUCCUCAAAUGGUUAUCCUUUCACAUCCUUCCAUUGGAGGAUUCUUAACACACUGCGGAUGGAACUCAACUCUAGAGGGGAUAACCGCUGGUCUACCAUUGCUUACAUGGCCGCUCUUUGCAGAUCAAUUCGGCAACGAGAAAUUGGUCGUGGAGGUACUUAAAGCCGGAGUAAAAGUUAGUGUUGAGCAGCCUAUGGAAUGGGGAGAAGAGGAGAAGAUAGGAGUGUUGGUGGAUAAAGAAGGAGUGAGGAAGGCAGUUGAAGAGUUAAUGGGUGAGAGUGAUGAUGCAAAAGAUAGAAGAAGAAGAGCCAAAGAGCUUGGAGAAUUAGCUCACAAGGCUGUGGAUGAAGGAGGCUCUUCUCAUUCUAAUAUCACAUUCUUCUUACAAGACAUAAUGCAGCAAGUGAAAUCCAAGAACUGA